Molecule: messenger RNA, 1185 nt
Organism: Mucor velutinosus
Lineage: Eukaryota; Fungi; Mucoromycota; Mucoromycetes; Mucorales; Mucoraceae
Exons: 2
Coding region: 1-1185 (394 amino acids)
Biological process (GO): fungal-type cell wall organization
Cellular component (GO): plasma membrane; fungal-type cell wall
Source: RefSeq, a predicted model, not a curated record
AUGAAAGUAUUGGACUCUGCAAGAUUCGGAUUUGUCUUUGCUGCCAUCUUACUCAUUAGCAAUGUGCAAGCUGCUUGUCAAGGUGACAUUGUUGUAGUUACACAGCAAGAUAUGGACCAGAUGCGUAACUGCAAGACAUAUGGUGGCAACAUUUUGGUCGACAACUCGGGCGUUCCUGAACUCAAGAUGAAUGGUGUUGAACUUUUGGAAGGCGACUUGAUCAUCUCUAACAACAAUGGUCUUCAAAAGUUGGCUUUCCCCAAGUUGCAAGGCAUCAAUGGCCAACUUAAACUUGUCAACAACAAGCUAUUGAGCACAAUCGACAUGAAGCAACUCUAUGCCAUUCGUAGCCUCGAAGUGUCUGUUCAUCCUGCUCUCAAUGACCUCAAGUUUCCCGCUGGCUUAUCUCAAGCGGAAAAGAUUAUCAUUGCUGAUACUACCAUUACCAAGGUUGAAGGCUUCAAGAUGACCUCGGUCAAGGAUGUCGAGAUUUCCAACAACAUCUAUCUUAAAAGCUUGUCUUUUGGCAACAUGACUAACCUUGGAAACAUUCUUGUCUCUGCUAAUUCACCUUCUUUGCGUUUGGAUUUGAGCCAAAUCGACGGUGUUCGUGAAGCUACUUUCCGUAAUGUAGCUCAAAUCUCUUUGGACAACCUCAAGAAAGUACUUGGUGAUAUAUCCUUCAUCUCCAACUCGUUUGAAAGCUUGGAAAUGCCUGCUGCAACUGACAUCUCUGGUACCUUGACAUUGACUGACAAUAUCAACCUCAGUAACUUGUCUAUGCCUCAAUUGGCUCACUUGGGUGGUGCUCUCUCGGUUGGAGGAAACACCAAGCUUACCAAUGUCAAUGCAUUCCCUAACCUCCAACAAGUUGAUGGUACUCUUGAUAUCACGGGUGGCUUUGAUGAGGUCCAAUUCCCUGCUUUGAGUGAUGUCCGUGGUGGCCUCAAUGUGCAAACAUCUAGCAACUUUUUCUCUUGUGAUUCUAUGAAUAAGCUCAAGAAUGGAGUCAUCAAGGGCAACUCCUUUAUUUGUAAGGCUGCUGUUGCCAAGCCAAAAUCUAACAUCAAAGGAAAGGGCGGUGCAGGCGGCUCCGAUUUCAUUGAAAAUGCAGGCAAUACUUUGUCUUAUGGCUACUUGACCAUUGUUGGUGCUACUUUGGCUUACUUGAUUAAUGCUGUUUGA